AUGGCGUUGGCGAAUGAGGAAUUUUUUGUAUCCAAGGUUGCAAAAGAAGUUAUUAAGUCACUUGCGUCACAUCUCAAAGAUCUAGCAGAGAGGCUUCCUCUUGGUGUUUAUGACGAUGAUGACAUGAAACCAACAUACCUGCCAAAUGGUUUCGUCGAGACAAAUGGAAUCCACCACCAAGACUUAAAUGGGGAUCCACACCACACAAGGACAGAGUAUAUCAGUAGCUCCAGUUUUCCAAAUGGUGGUGGUACAAUCCAGAAAACCAACAAUAGUGUGUCGCAUACAAUCGACGACACAGAUUCUAAGAAUUUCCUAGAGGAUGAGAGUAGCUCGAGAUCAAGAAAUGAUGUGUUGUCUACAGAAUGGGUUAAACAAUAUAGUUUUGAAUCUCGACUAUUCGGGUUCGUGUAUUUUUAG
Lathyrus sativus (Indian pea) is the source of this 420-nucleotide messenger RNA. The record is from the annotation of a GenBank genome assembly. NCBI's taxonomy places the organism in Eukaryota, Viridiplantae, Streptophyta, Magnoliopsida, Fabales, Fabaceae.